Molecule: messenger RNA, 1215 nt
Organism: Benincasa hispida (wax gourd)
Lineage: Eukaryota; Viridiplantae; Streptophyta; Magnoliopsida; Cucurbitales; Cucurbitaceae
Source: RefSeq, a predicted model, not a curated record
CCAAUUGGCCCAAUUUACAAGUCGGCGUCGUCUACUCGUGAAACGUUUUUAACUAUCUGUCUAAUUUAAAUUUAAUAUUCAUAUUUUUCCAUUUUCAAAACAAAUAAUAAAUUUAUGUAAUUUCCAUCUUCAGUAGUUUUUUUAUAUAUAUAAUGUACUCAAAUUGUUUUGAUUGUGAAAGCCCCCAAAAUUACAAUGCCGACGGUUUCUCGAUACUGGCUGUCGGAGCACCCUUCCAUUGUCAAUUUCAGAUGGAGCCACUCCCAAUCAUGGGGCUCCACGUGGUCUUUCCUCGUCGGCACCGUCACGCUCUACCUCCUCGCCGCCGUCUUCCUCCGUCUUUCUACGAUCCUCCUCCGCCGCGAUCGCCCGGUCCCACUCGGCCUGAUUCCGGCCGUUCACAGUCUCUCCAUGGCUGUAAUCUCCGCCGUCAUCUUCGCUGGUAUCCUCUUCUCCGCUGCGGCCGAGAUUCGUGACACCCGGUGGCUCUGGCGACGGAGCAGAACCAGAACCACCCCAUUUCAAUGGCUGCUCUGUUUUCCAAUUGGCACUCGCCCCUCCGGGCGCGUGUUCUUCUGGUCGUACAUUUUUUACCUCUCUCGAUACCUCCAUCUCCUCCGCACCUUUUUCACCGUCCUCCGCUGCCGUCGCCUCCCAUUGUUCCACCUCUUCAAUCAUUCCAUCCUCAUCCUCACUUCCUUCCUCUGGCUCGAAUUCGCACAGUCUUUUCAAAUUCUCGCCAUUCUCUCCACUACCCUCCUCCAUACCCUCGUCUAUGGUUACCGAUUCUUGACCGCCGUCGGGCUCCCGGCCGCCUGCUUCCCGUUCGUACUUAAUUGCCAAGCUGCUCUUCUUUCCUGUAACUUGCUCUAUCAUCUUGGGAUGUAUUCAUUUCACGUUCUGAAAGGCGGGUGCAACGGCAUUGGCGCUUGGGCUUGCAAUUCUGUGCUUAAUUCCGUUAUCCUUUUGCUGUUCGUGAAAUUCUACAAGGAAAAUUGUUCGGGUUUGAUUUAUAAGAAGCCUGCGAAUUUCUGAAAUGGGUUUUGCUCUGUUCAUGUUUUUGUUUUGAUGGGAAUGGGGUAUCACUGUAAAGUUUUCUUUUUGUAGUUGUAGUUUGCACAGAGAGAAGAGGAAGAUGUUGAUACUUUAGUUCAUAGAAGUCCGUCGUCAAAUACAGUGUUUGUUCUUAAAGGAACAGAAAUUGUCAAAUGUCAA